UAGAAAAGUAGGAGUAUAAAAGAGAGCAGCAAGAAGUAGGCAGUCAGUCAAGCAAAACAACGCUACCUGCUGUGUACGGAUCUUUAACAGAACCACACUUGGGUCCACCAUGAGUCUGUUUGACGCACCUGCGCCGCAAGCGCCUUGUUUUCACCCAUUUGCGGGAGGACCCCAGCUUACGGAUGUCUGCUCCGCAAGCAACGGAGUCCUCUUCCUGACUGCAUUCAACAGCCUAUUGGUAGCGAGCCCUAAAAUUGGUGACCCAUGUGGACGUAUCAACCCGGUUACUAAACCAGCUGCUGCUUACGAUUUCAUCGUCGUUGGUGCUGGAGCUGGCGGAGCCGCAGUGGCGGGAAGACUGAGCGAAGUUGAAGAUUGGAACGUUCUCCUCGUCGAAGCAGGUCCUGACGAACCGGCAGGAAGCGAAAUACCCGGCAAUCUUCAGCUCUAUCUUGGCGGUGAAUUGGAUUGGCAAUAUAAAUCGACGAACGAGUCUCAUGCCUGUCUGAGUAGCAAUGGCAGCUGUUCUUGGCCUCGGGGUAAGAAUCUUGGAGGAACCACGUUGCAUCACGGAAUGGCAUAUCAUCGAGGACACCCGAAAGACUACGAAAGAUGGGCUGAACAGGGUGUCAAAGGAUGGUCCUGGGAUGAGGUCAUACCGUUUUACCUAAAGUCAGAGAAUAACGGAGAAAUCGAGCGAGUUGGUACGAAACAUCACAGUACCGGAGGACCGAUGAACGUCGAGAGACUGCCUUAUCAGCCUAAGUUCUAUGAAACCAUCUUGAAAGCGGCUGAUGAAACAGGCUACGGUGUAAUCGAAGACUUAGCCGGGGAUAAACCGACGGGUUUCACGGUAGCUCAAACGAUCAGCAAAAACGGAGUAAGAGAGACCAGUGUAGGAUCGUUCGUUAGACCGUACGCACAUCGGCCGAAUCUGCACGUAGCUAUUAACGCGACCGUGACAAAAGUCAGGACGACUGGAAAGCGUGCCACGGGUGUGGAACUCUUACUGAAUGGAAAAAGACAUGUGGUCGAUGCGAAACGAGAAGUGAUUAUAUCGGGUGGCGCGAUAAAUUCGCCUCAAUUGUUGUUGUUGUCUGGAAUCGGACCAAAAGAACAUCUGAAAUCUGUGAAGAUUCCUGUAGUGCAUGACCUACCAGGAGUGGGUGAAAAUCUUCACAAUCAUCACUCUUACGGACUUGAUUUCACCGUGAACGAGGAAUAUUAUCCGCUAUUGAAUCAAUCUACCGCUGAACAGUAUGUUUACAAUCAAACUGGACCUCUGGCCAGCACGGGUUUGGCACAGGUUACCGGAAUGGUCGCAUCCAGCUUCACCACUCCGGACGAUCCGGACCUGCAGAUAUUCUUUGCCGGUUAUCAAGCCAUAUGCGACCCUGCAAAAGCCAUCGCAGAUUUGUCGACGUACGACAAUCUGAUGACCGUCAGGUUCUCGGCUGUCAAUGUGCAGCCGACGAGCAGAGGUCGCAUCACUUUGAAGGACAAAAAUCCACUGAGUCCACCUGUUAUCUGGAGUAACGACAUUGGAAACGAUCACGAUCUUAACGUUAUAGUGGAAGGACUUCACGUUAUCAUGAAAUUAGCCAACAGCUCGGCAAUGCAAAAGGUUGGUCUAAAAUUAAGGCACGCGCAGAUCGAAGCCUGCUCAAAGUACGAGCUGUACAGCGACGAUUAUUGGAGAUGCGCCAUUCGUUGGAAUUCAAGACCGGAAAACCAUCAGACCGGUUCAUGUAGGAUGGGCGCCGACUCCGACCCAAUGGCGGUGGUAGAUUCUCGAUUGAGAGUGCGCGGUAUCAAAGGGCUUAGAAUAGCCGAUGCAUCUGUUAUUCCUCAAGUAGUCUCAGGUAAUCCGGUUGCUUCGAUCAAUAUGGUCGGUGAACGAGCAGCGGACUUCAUUAAAAAGGACUGGAAUAUUAAAAAGACGCGUUAAAAUGAAACUAUAUCAUAACAAUAUUUUAAUAAAUUACACUGCAGAUUAUAUUUAAACGUGA
Osmia bicornis bicornis is the source of this 2009-nucleotide messenger RNA. RefSeq names its product glucose dehydrogenase [FAD, quinone]-like. The coding region runs from base 110 to 1948 and encodes 612 amino acids. Lineage: Eukaryota; Metazoa; Arthropoda; Insecta; Hymenoptera; Megachilidae. The transcript has 9 exons. Gene Ontology annotation, molecular function: oxidoreductase activity, acting on CH-OH group of donors; flavin adenine dinucleotide binding. The record is from RefSeq and is a predicted model, not a curated record.